CUCAUUUGCUACCUUCCUGCUACUUACCAACAACACUACUCCAAACGCAAAAAAUUUGGUUUGCUGAGAAAUACGAGUAAAACGUGUUUUUACGGUUUUAAAAAGGUAAGUUUUUUAGUUUUUUUGCAUCUGUUUUAUAUGCUUUAAAGGGGUGGUCAUUUCGUUCGACUGAGAUUCAUUGUCAAUGUUUGCUUCAGGUCACAAGAGAAAAGCCCGCUAGUAACAAAACGAACAACAGGGAAAGACUAACUCACAGAGAUUAGGAAGAGAAAAGGUUGCUGAAGCAUCGAGUCUAUCCACUAAGUGUUUAUUUGGUGUGAGGUUGAAUUCAAUAUUGGAUACAUUCGUUAGCACCUCGCCACUGUGGAGUUUGCCUUUCUCUGAAACAUUAACGUCAAAGCCAUCAAGUUUCUUUAACAUUGUCGAAGGUCCUUCUUCAAGUUACCUGAACAAUAGGAUUCAUUUUAAUUUUUCUUUAAUUUAAUAUUUCUAAUUAUUCUUUGGUCUUAACAACAGUUGUUGUUGGGAAGUUCUGGUUUCUUGUAUAUAGACUUUCGAUUUACGAUACAUUGUUUGUAUUCUUGUUUUUUUUUAUUAAGCCGUUUGCAUUGUUUUAUUUCCAAUCACAUUCUUUCUUCCGUUCGUCUUACCACUAAACUUUAGAAUUGCACUUAGGUCCCCACUAGCAAACGCCCGAAUCUUCUGUUUUUCUGUUCUCUGUUCUCUGUUCUCUUCAUUCCUUUACUUCCUUCCUUCCUUCCAAUAUCAUGUCCAUUGCGCCUCGGCAGAUAAUGGAUGAUCCAAACUUAAAAAAAGAAGAUUCUACUCAUUCUCCCACUGCAUCGUCCGUACCCGUUGGUGCUUCUACCAUAACUGCAAGUACAGGUCAAGAUCCAAUAUCUACUGGAUCUACCGCAACCGACGCAGGUCCUCCUCCACAGACCACCUUAACACCUGCGAGUGCUGGAACUACUCCGAAUCCCCCCAAACAUCCUUCUACCGGAAUUCCUCCUUCUCCCACUGCCACCACUAUGUAUAGAUGUGAUAAAUGUGACAUGGUCUUUGCAAAACAGUCUGGUCUGACAAAUCACAAGCGGACGUAUCAUCAACCUGAAACCGUCGUUAUCAUUGGCAGACGCAGGUACGUUUGGAGAAGGAAUGAAAAUGGGCGGUUUCAGUGCGUUUGUGGCCGCCAAAAUUGGCGGCGCCCGGUAAACUUUGCUUCUCAUGCGAAGCAAUGUCCGAGCUUUUUAGCCAUGGAUCCCAACAAUAUCCCCCCAGAGAUCAAUAAAGUUCCACCUCAUGAGGACCUCCAUUCAUUAACUGAUUCCAGACGCCGGUUCCGUCGGGGUCAUACACAGGAUAGUUUAACGCCUGGACCACAUCCUUCUCAAGUCGGCGACCCAAAUGCUUCUACCAACGCAGCAGUUGCUGCGGCAGCCGUCGCUGCUGCCAACAACUUAACGAACGGCGUACAUACUCCUGACGUUUCACGAAAUAUAAAUAGCUCCUUAGUAGAUGCUGCAGAGUCGUUGGCGAACGUCUCUCAACAACAGCACAAUCACCACCCUUUUGCCCGUCAAUCAGAUUAUUCUGCCCAUCCCCUUGCUCGCACUCCUAACGCCUAUAGUCAUUCCAUGAAUAUGUUUGCUCCUAACAAUCCUAAUUCCUCGUUAUUACAAAGUUCUAUGCCUUCUGACGUUUCCAUUGCUUCUUCCCUCGUUCAACAACCCAUCCAUCCCUCGUAUGAUUCACGAUUUUCUAAAGGCACUGAUGCUCUUGUUGCUACGGCCUUAGGGUAUGGUGCUCCUCCCUCAGCUGCUACUCUUUGUCCUUUAUAUCGCGAUACCCCUGCUGCAAUUGUCAGUGAAAAGCUACGUCUACGCUUGGCAAAUUUAAGAGUUGCAUAUUGCGAGGACUGCAGAGAGUUCAUAUCCUUAUCCGCAGCCCUGGAUCAUCGCCGAUCGCAACACUCACAGAGCAUUACGCCUGACCUUGUUCACGUGUACAGCGAUUUCCUAGAUUAUCAAAAUUGUUAAGCUCAUGGCCGCAUGAAUUACGACUUCUAUUUCAGUUAAAACAUUUUUACUUGUUUCGUGUCUUGUUACUUUUUUUUUUUAUAAUUUUUCAUGGCCUGUGUUGUAAUAAUACUUCUAGAAUUUUUAAUCUCUGGUUACCUUCGUUUCCUUCAAUUUUUGAUCUCUGAAUAUGCUUAAUUUGAUAUACUCAUAGACUACUUCAUUGUUAAUGAAGUUUAUG
Schizosaccharomyces octosporus yFS286 is the source of this 2259-nucleotide messenger RNA. RefSeq names its product transcription factor Rdp1. The record is from RefSeq and is a predicted model, not a curated record. Bases 768 to 2039 code for a protein of 423 amino acids. The transcript has a single exon. Lineage: Eukaryota; Fungi; Ascomycota; Schizosaccharomycetes; Schizosaccharomycetales; Schizosaccharomycetaceae.